AUGGCUUCAGACACAGACAGGACACUAGACUUCACUGGCCUUCCACCGCUCCCAGAAUUGGUUGCGGACAGAGAAUCAUCUUUUGUUGCUGAAUCCAAAACUGUCCAGGUUCCUGUUGCAGGCAAAACUAUAAAGAUUUAUACAGAGGAAGUGAGAAGGAAAGAUGGUGAGUCUUUGCUUGAUGUCCUCUUCCUCCAUGGAAUGAGGUUUUCCUCUAAGAACUGGCUGGACAUAGGAUCCCUGCACCAUUUAGCAAACUGGGGCUACAGGGCUGUGGCUGUUGACUUGCCAGGUUAUGGUCGAAGCAUAAACACACUGGAAGUGGAGCAUAAUGCAGAUUUUUUGGGAUGUCUGAUCUCGGUUCUGAAACUCAAACGCCCUGUGAUUGUGUCGCCAUCCAUGAGUGGAGAAUUCUCCCUGCCCUACUUGUUCGAUGAUCCCACUACUAGCACAGAUCGAGCAGUGGCUUAUGUUCCUGUAGCUCCAGUCCUGACAUCAAAGUUUGUUGAUCAGUUCAAGAAAAGUCAGAUUCCAACUCUCAUUGUGGUUGGCACCAAUGACACUGUCAAUGGUAAGGAAAGUACUGCAGAUCUCAGGAAGCUACCAAACAGCAUCUAUGCUCCCAUAGAAGGAGCCAGCCACCCAUGUUACCUGGACAACCCAGAAGCCUGGCAUCGACUGCUUUAUCACUUCCUGAAGCAGAUAAGUGGCCCGUGA
Molecule: messenger RNA, 717 nt
Organism: Candidula unifasciata
Lineage: Eukaryota; Metazoa; Mollusca; Gastropoda; Stylommatophora; Geomitridae
Source: the annotation of a GenBank genome assembly